Messenger RNA from Magnolia sinica, 726 nucleotides. RefSeq names its product profilin. The coding region runs from base 81 to 476 and encodes 131 amino acids. Gene Ontology annotation, cellular component: cell cortex. Gene Ontology annotation, molecular function: actin monomer binding. The transcript is spliced from 3 exons. The record is from RefSeq and is a predicted model, not a curated record. Lineage: Eukaryota; Viridiplantae; Streptophyta; Magnoliopsida; Magnoliales; Magnoliaceae.
GAAUCAUCCUCUGCGCUAGAAGCGCAUCUGACCAUCUCGGUAAGGAAGCGGAUCUAGAGAGAGAGCGAGAGCGAGAGAGGAUGUCGUGGCAAGCGUAUGUGGACGAUCAUCUGAUGUGCGAGAUCGACGGUCAACAUCUCACGGCCGCUGCUAUCAUCGGACAGGACGGAAGCGUCUGGGCGCAGAGUGCGUCCUUUCCUCAGCUUAAAGCCCCAGAGAUAACUGGUAUUAUGAAUGAUUUUACUGAACCUGGAUCACUUGCACCUACUGGCUUGUACCUUGGGUCCACAAAGUAUAUGGUGAUCCAAGGGGAACCCGGUGCUGUUAUUCGAGGGAAGAAGGGUUCUGGUGGUGUUACUAUCAAGAAAACCAAUCAGGCUUUGAUCUUCGGCAUCUACGAUGAGCCGCUGACUGCUGGCCAGUGCAACAUGAUCGUCGAGAGGCUAGGUGAUUUUCUCAUUGAUCAGGGCCUUUAGCUCAGGUAUGUUUCUAUUUGGUGUUGUUGUUCUUUAUUUAAAUUUCCUUCUUUGGGCUGUAAUCCUUGACAUGAGCUUUCCUAUUUCUACAUGGUAUCAAAAUGGUUGCAGUGAAUAAUAUGUAUUUUUGAGGUCGUAGGGGUAGUCUUGUGUGGGGACAAAUGUAUUUGGGUGUUGUUAUACUUCCCUAAAAUGCUUUUAUAUCUAUGGAUUCUCCCUAUAGAAGGAAGGGAUUAUGAUUUCCAAGUAA